This is a messenger RNA of Syngnathus acus (greater pipefish), 3048 nucleotides long. It is a transcript of the gene mtrf1, whose product is annotated as mitochondrial translational release factor 1. NCBI's taxonomy places the organism in Eukaryota, Metazoa, Chordata, Actinopteri, Syngnathiformes, Syngnathidae. Bases 106 to 1416 code for a protein of 436 amino acids. The transcript has 10 exons. The record is from RefSeq and is a predicted model, not a curated record. Gene Ontology annotation, molecular function: translation release factor activity. Gene Ontology annotation, biological process: translational termination.
UUUGCCAAACUACUUCCGGGUUACCAAUGCCAUCUUUCUGUUUGUUAUUGAAGCUGUUGUGAUUUUACUCAUCGCUUUCAUGUACGCUAAAAACUAUACUGACAAAUGUUUUCUUGUAGUUUGUACCGCCUGCGCACAGUCUUACCCCGCGUAGUUUACAACAACCUUAUAAGAGGACGACGGAGGACAAUAUCAAGUGUGACACUUGGAAAAGCACAACGCCAUGUUGGUACAUUGGAGACAAGGCGCUUCUUUCACGGCUUGUACGAAAACGAUUCUGUUCGAACUUAUGUCCGACAACUCAUGGACUAUCACAAAGCCCUUGACCAGAAGUUGCACCGCUCAAACGUGAACGAAGCUGACAGGAAAUUGAUGGUGAAGAAGUAUACUGAGCUGCUACCUUUGGCAAAUGUCUUUUACAAUGUUGAACAAGCGGUUAAAGAUCUUGAUGAAGUUCGGUCCAUUUUGCAUUCCCCGGUUGGGUCCAAAGAUGAAGAAGCAGAACAGUUUGCUCAGCUGCUGAAAGAAGAGGAAGCUCUCAUCGCAGACAGGAUUUCAGUCUUAAAGGAAGAGUUAAUCAAAGCUCUCUUGCCGACUGACCCUCUGGACUCUAGUAACGUUUUACUGGAAGUCGUUUCAGGGCGAACAACUGGAGGUGAUAUAUGUCAACAAUUCACCAGAGAAAUGUUUGACAUGUACCAGGGUUUUGCCGCUUACAAGAAGUGGGAUUUUGAGAUGUUGAAUUACACUCCGGCAGAAUACGGUGGUUUGCAUCACGCAGCCGCACAGAUAGCCGGGGAGAACGUGUACAGACAUCUGAAGCAUGAGGGGGGGACACAUCGGGUGCAGAGGAUUCCCGAGGUGGGCCUUUCCUCCCGGAUGCAGCGCAUCCACACGGGAACCAUGACUGUUAUCAUCCUGCCUCAACCUGUUGAGGUUGAUGUCAGCAUCGACCCGAACGAGCUGCGUGUGGACACCUUCAGAUCUCGAGGUGCCGGAGGUCAAAGUGUCAAUACGACCGAUAGCGCGGUGCGCAUCGUUCACCUUCCUUCGGGUAUCACAGCAGAGUGUCAGCAGACCCGCUCUCAACUGAAGAACAGAGAAACUGCCAUGCGUGUGCUGAAGGCCCGCCUCUACCAGAGCUUGAUGAGUAAAGAGACCGAGCAGAAAGAUUUUGCACGGAAGCAGCAGGUGGGAACACGCUCGCAGUCCGAGAGGAUCCGGACCUACAACUUCAGCCAGGAUCGUGUCACAGACCACCGCAAUGGCUACAUUUGCAGGGACAUUAAGGAGUUCAUGCGAGGGGGCGAGGCGCUCGAUGAUCUCAUCACCGGCGUACUGGAAGAGGCAGAAAGGGAGGCGCUUCUGGACCUGGUGGCCGACAGCAGAAGCAGUGCCUAUUCUCCUGCAGACUGACCCACACCGCAACUUGCCGUCGAGUUCGGGUUUGAUGGUUUUCAACAAUAUGGAAAAAGUGAGACUUGUGGUGUCUUCACACUGCGCGUCUUUAUUUUCACAUCGCAGGUUUUGCUUGUGGAAAUAUGUUUUUAUUAUUUGCAGUUUACUGUACACUGAUUAUGCCUGUGAUUAAAUUAUUUUCCCUAAAAUAAUGUGAUUAAAUUAUUAUCCCUAAAAUAAUAUAAUUAAGAACCUUUUCUCGGUAAGAAAUGGUUAAAAUGAAUAUUUGGGAAGCAUUUUUUGUGUAAAAGGUGUCUUGUUUAUUAUUAACUUUGUACAACCUGCCCCAAGUGGUCACAAGCUGCCAGCUGAUCUGUACAUCUUCAAAAGUAAGUCAAAUGAAACUGAUAAUUAGACUCAUUUACGAUUCACCAAACUGAAAAGAAAAAAAUUGUGGCUAGUCAUCAUUGUCUCUCUGUCGAAAGCUUCUGGAUUUUCCGUUCUGUGUUUUGCUUUUCUUGAAAGAAGUGCUUCCGCCUUCCAUUCCCAGUGAUGUGAUGAUGCGCUCCUUGAACUUGGGUUUCGGUUCCGGCGGCAACUCUGUCACUACAAUCUCCUCGUCUACUUUGGGCAAUUGUAAGUCCACAUUGGCGCUGGAGAGAGAAAAGGAGAACAGAGAUAAGGUACUGAUUCAUGUAAAAGUCAGACAGGUCCAGCUGGCGCAAUUCUGAAUGGCACACGUACUAUGGAUCCUUCUCCUCCUUGAUCCGUUCCCAAGCCCCGUAAGGGUUCUGCGAUUUUGGCCUCUUUGCUUUUGUCACCUCUUCCUCUUUUUUCACUAUGGGUUCACUUUGGAUCUCCUCUUGCUUCUCCUCCUUGACAUCCUCUUGAGGCAUAUUGUUGCUUGUUUGGUCAUCUUCUCCCUCUGCUUUCCUUUUCUGAAAUAGCCCAUCAGGAAAUUUGACGACAAAUUGAAUGUUCUUCAUCGCUAUAGUUCUUACCCUAAAGCUAUCUUCUGGGACGACGGAGAGCAAGCUCGGUUUUCCAGUCACUUCUUCGCUUUGCGACAACUGAGCCUCCUUACAGUUGUCGUCUCCAGCGAGUUCCUCCUGAAGUGUUUUGUCACUGCCAGAUGCCAAGCUGGAUUCGGGAGUUUCAUUGGGGUCUUUUGGCUUUUCCCAUCUGGACUCUUGAGAGUGUGGUGGUGGCUCGCACAAUACUAUGGGAGGUGCUUUGGGCUUUGGCAGGACUGCGGCUGAGGCACAAGGACCUGAAACAAGAAAACACUUUUUGAACAUGUUUUAUAUAGAGCUGAUAUUUUCAACAUAAUUCCACACACAGUUACCUGACUCCAUUUCCAGUCUUUUCAGGUCUUCCUCAUAUGCCUUCAGUGCGGCCUCCUCCAUUGCUGCAAACUGUUUCGACUUACGGUUUUCUUGCUUCGCUUGUUGGACACUCUUCUUUUUAAUCUACAAGCACAGAAAGUUAAUGUAGCCAAUAAGAUGUAAGACUUCUCAGUCUGGUCUUAUCUCUUCUGCCAGUGAUGAUGCUGAUGCCAAAAUAAAUUUUUCAUAGCUGCUGGUAUGCCAACAAAGUUUACACAAAUGUCACUUAUUGAUCCAGUAAUCGGUAAAAUACAAAAAACAAAUA